AUGGCCGCUCGGCACUCGCGCAAGCUCUUGAGACCUCUCCUCUACACAUCCGCUGCCGCUGCCGCAGGAGCAGGUGUUCUCUACAUUUCUUAUCGUCCGCGAAAUAUUCCGGGCCUCGAAGCCCCGGCCGUUCCUCCGCCAGGUUACCGUGAAGGCAAACUGGUUCCACCCAGUUUCCCUUCAAUCAAGUCUCGCCUCGAUCAGAUUCAGGACCUUAAGCGCAGUAACGACGAGGAGGAAUAUGACCUGCUCAUCAUUGGUGCCGGAGCCACUGGAGCUGGUAUCGCACUAGAUGCCGCCACCCGAGGCCUGAAGGUCGCGGUGGUGGAGAGAGAUGACUUCAGUUCGGGUACUAGUAGUAAGAGUACCAAACUGGUACACGGUGGUGUCCGUUACCUUGAAAAGGCUGUGUGGGAGUUGGACUACAAUCAGUAUGCGCUAGUCAAGGAGGCUCUCAGGGAGCGCAAGUAUUUCUUGAACACAGCUCCCCAUCUGUCAUCAUGGCUGCCAAUCAUGGUGCCUGUUCAGAAAUGGUGGCAGGCUCCCUAUUUCUGGGCCGGCACCAAGGCCUAUGACUUCUUGGCUGGUUCCGAGGGCAUUGAGACCUCGUACUUCCUAACCAAGAGUAAGGCCAUUGACGCGUUCCCCAUGCUGAAGCGUGACGACAUCAUUGGGGCAAUGGUCUACUAUGAUGGUGCGCACAAUGACUCCCGCAUGAACGUCUCUCUCGCCAUGACCGCUGCGCUCUACGGUACCACCGUAGUGAACCACUUGGAGGUCACUGGACUGAACAAGGAUGCAUCCGGUAAGCUGUGCGGUGCGCGCGCCAAGGACCUCGUCACAGAGAAGAACGGCCAGGUCGCCCAGGAUGCUGGUGUCCACAUCAUCCUGCCUGGUUACUUCAGCCCCUCAAACAUGGGUCUAAUUGACCCUUCCACAUCGGAUGGACGUGUGAUCUUCUUCCUGCCGUGGCAGGGUAACACCAUCGCUGGUACCACGGAUCAGCCCUGUGAGAUCGAGGCCCAACCCCAGCCCACUGAGAAGGACAUCAACUGGAUUCUUUCGGAGAUCCGUGGCUACAUCGCUCCGGAUAUCACCGUGGACCGAAGCGACGUCCUGGCUGCCUGGUCUGGUAUCCGUCCCUUGGUGCGCGAUCCCAAGGUGAAGAACUCGGAGGCUCUCGUCCGAAACCACCUGGUGACCGUCUCUCAGUCUGGACUGUUGACUUGCGCCGGUGGUAAGUGGACCACUUAUCGCCAGAUGGCCGAGGAGGCCGUGGACGAGGCGAUCAAGGUGUUCAAGCUCAAGCCCCGCCAGCUCAGCACCCUUCCCGACAUCAGUGGUGUCGGUGGCAGUGGCCUGGUUGCUGACGGUGCCGUUCUCGACGGUAGCUGCCAGACCCACCAGGUGCGCCUCAUCGGUGCCCACGGUUUCUCCAAGACCCUGUUCAUCAACCUUAUCCAGCACUUCGGUCUGGAGACCGACGUGGCCAAGCACCUCACCGAGUCGUACGGUGACCGCUCAUGGCAGGUCGCUGCCUUGUCUUCCCCUACCAGCGAACGUUUCCCUGUGCGCGGCCACCGCAUCUCCCCCAUGUAUCCCUUCAUUGAUGGCGAGGUCCGCUACGCCGUUCGUCACGAGUAUGCCCAAACCGCCGUCGAUGUGAUUGCCCGCCGCACCCGUCUGGCUUUCCUGAACGCCGAGGCCGCUCUCGAAUCCCUCCCCACCGUGAUUGACCUGAUGGGUGAGGAAUUGGAGUGGACUACUGCCCGCAAGGAACUUGAGUGGAAAGAUUCCUUGACUUUCCUUUCGUCCAUGGGUCUGCCCAAGAGCUUCAUGGGCCUUUCGCGUCGUGAUGUCCAGAAUGGCCGUGUUAAGCAGGUCGAUGAUGCCGAGCGUGCGACUUUCUCUCGUGACGCGUGCUACUACUGCAGCUCCUGCAGCUCCUGCAGCAACACCCUCGCUCAAUUAGAUGAAUGUGAGGUCGAUCCCCAACCGCUGAGCUUUGUGAAGCAAAAGCUGGAUCCGGAUAAACAGUCCGUCUUACCAAAGCCAGAGUUGGAGGAACAGGAUCCCUUUGGAGAUGAAAGCCAAGCUGGCGUGAAGUACAAGACCAUGGCGUGGUGGCAAGCCGGUAUGAUCAUGAUCGCAGAAACCAUCUCGCUUGGUAUUCUCGCGCUGCCCAAAGCGCUUGCGGUGCUAGGUCUUAUUCCCGGCAUCCUAACCAUCCUUGGGGUUGGGACAAUCUCGACGUAUACUGCGUAUACCAUCGGACAAUUCAAAUGCCGCCAUGUUCAAGUGCACAGCAUGGCUGAUGCUGGUGAUAUUUUGAUGGGAAAGGUCGGACGGAGUACACUGGACGUGGCCCAGCUCAUCUUUUUCGUGUUGGUGAUGGGGAGCCAUGUCCUCACUUUUUCGAUCAUGAUGAACGUCCUCACUGAACAUUCCUCUUGCACCAUCAUAUUUUCGGUUGUCGGUUUACUCGCCUCGUUUAUGUUGACCCUUCCACGGCGACUUGAGAGGCUUUCUCACAUCUCCUCCGUGAGUUUUGUGAGUAUCGUCGGAGCUGUUCUCACAGGUAUGAUUGGGGUCACCCUUGUCAAAGAAGGGCCAGUGCAUGUCUCGGCCUUUUCGCCUUCGCCCAAAGUGCAUGAUGCGUGCCUUGCUAUUGCAAAUAUCAUCUUUGCGUACGCAGGACAUGUUGCAUUCUUUACCCUUUUCUCUGAGCUCAGAGAGCUCAGGGACUUCCCGAAGGCUCUGGCACUUCUGCAGGUGAGUGAAAUGGUCUUGUAUACGGUGGCUGCCAUUAUGAUAUAUGCCUAUAUUGGGCCGACUGUCAACUCGCCCGCUCUCAAUUCUGCUGGACAAUUGUUUCGCAAGAUUUCCUACGCAAUCGCAAUACCUACGAUUGUGAUCGGGGGUGUGGUGAAUGCGCAUGUUGCCGUCAAGUUCAUCUACGUUCGUGUCUUCCGGGGAACGAACUCGAUGCAUAGCCGAUCGUUCCUGGCGCGGUUACUGUGGGCCGCGAUAUGUGCGGCGCUUUGGAUCUUGUCGUGGAUCAUCGCGGAGGGAAUCCCGGUUUUUAACGAUGUGCUGGGGCUGGCAAGUUCCUUAUUUGCUAGUUGGUUUUCAUUUGGUCUACCAGGGCUGUUUUGGCUCUAUUUGAACCGAAGUUGUUGGUUCCUGACUUGGCGACAGAGGGUGUUGUUCGGCUUCAAUAUCUUUCUGGUGUUUCUUGGAUUUCUCAUUUGCAUUAUCGGGUUGUAUUCGUCUAUUCGGUCGAUCUUUCACAACCUUCGCGAGGGUGUUGGGGGAGGCAGCUUCUCAUGUGCCGAUAACUCCCUAUACUGA
This is a messenger RNA of Penicillium mononematosum, 3351 nucleotides long. Its product is annotated as glycerol-3-phosphate dehydrogenase GUT2. Bases 1 to 3351 code for a protein of 1116 amino acids. Gene Ontology annotation, biological process: glycerol-3-phosphate metabolic process. The record is from RefSeq and is a predicted model, not a curated record. The transcript is spliced from 12 exons. Gene Ontology annotation, molecular function: glycerol-3-phosphate dehydrogenase (quinone) activity. Gene Ontology annotation, cellular component: mitochondrion; glycerol-3-phosphate dehydrogenase (FAD) complex. Lineage: Eukaryota; Fungi; Ascomycota; Eurotiomycetes; Eurotiales; Aspergillaceae.